Messenger RNA from Mercurialis annua (annual mercury), 1672 nucleotides. RefSeq names its product COP9 signalosome complex subunit 1. Gene Ontology annotation, cellular component: COP9 signalosome. The coding region runs from base 88 to 1389 and encodes 433 amino acids. The record is from RefSeq and is a predicted model, not a curated record. Lineage: Eukaryota; Viridiplantae; Streptophyta; Magnoliopsida; Malpighiales; Euphorbiaceae. The transcript is spliced from 6 exons.
CUAAUUAGCGGCCUGCCAGCCUGCCUGAGAGAGCAAAAUCAAAAAUUAGAAGCCCUAUCCCCCCGAGGAAAAACACCGCCGAUCACGAUGGAAGCCGACGAAGAGAUUUACGCCAACGGAGGCGACAGUACCAGCCACCCUAGACCAAUAAUCAGCGGCGAGCAGCUCGACAUCGAAGCAUACGCCGGUCUCUACUCAGGAAGAACCAAAAUCGCAAGGCUCCUCUUCAUAGCCGACCACUGCGACAACCCUACUAUGCAAUUAGAGGCGCUGCGAAUGGCGUAUGAAGAAAUCAAGAAAGGCGAGAACACACAGCUGUUUCGCGAAGUUGUUCUUAAACUCGACGGCAGACUUGGCCCUAAUUAUGGUACGGAUAGCUCCUGGUGCGAAACUGUUGAUCGGAGAGCCGACCAGCGUAAGGAGAGGCUCGAGAACGAGCUCAAUGCGUACAGAACGAAUUUGAUUAAAGAGAGUAUAAGAAUGGGAUAUAAUGAUUUUGGAGAUUUCUAUUAUGCACAUGGCGCUCUAGGUGAUGCUUUCAAAAGCUAUGUUCGGACUCGCGAUUAUUGUACUACAUCGAAGCAUAUUAUUCAUAUGUGUAUGAGUGCGAUUCUUGUUAGUAUUGAGAUGGGUCAGUUUAGUCAUGUUACUAGCUAUGUUAGUAAAGCUGAGCAAACUCCUGAGGCUCUCGAUCCUGUUACUAUUGCGAAGCUACGGUGUGCUGCUGGAUUAGCUCAUUUGGAGGCUAAAAAGUAUAAGCUUGCUGCCCGUAAGUUCCUUGAAGUGGCUCCUGAAUUGGGAAAUUCUUUCAAUGAAGUCAUUGCACCUCAAGAUGUUGCAACAUAUGGAGGGCUCUGUGCUCUUGCAAGUUUUGAGCGGACAGAGCUGAAGAACAAAGUAAUAGACAAUUUGAACUUCCGCAAUUUCUUGGAGUUGGUACCUGAAGUGAGAGAGCUAAUUCAUGACUUCUACUCAAGCCAUUAUGCUUCAUGUCUAGAGUAUUUGGGAAAUCUCAAAGCAAACGUACUGCUCGACAUCCAUUUGCACGAUCAUGUUGAGACAUUAUACGAUCAAAUUCGUAACAAAGCCCUCAUUCAGUACACACACCCAUUUGUGUCUGUUGAUUUGAACAUGAUGGCAAAUGCUUUUAAAACAAGUGUUGCAGGGUUAGAGAAAGAACUCGAAGCCUUGAUCACCGACAAUCAAAUACAGGCACGGAUCGAUUCGCACAACAAAAUUCUUUAUGCACGGCAUGCAGAUCAAAGAAACGCCACAUUUCAACGAGUUCUACAAACCGGCAGUGAAUUCGAUAGGGAUGUUAGAGCAAUGCUGCUGAGGGCAAGUCUUAUCAAACAUGAAUAUAAUCUGAGGGCUUCUCGGAAACUUUAAAUUAAUUGAUUUUGGAGCUUGACGGACUUUUUUUUUUAUUACAAUUUCUGGAGCUGUUCAAGAUAGUAGAUUGCAUCUUAAAGGCAUCAAGAAACUUGAUUUUUUUUUUUUGAGCUGGGAUCAUGCAGUACCCUGGUCAGCAUAUCUCAUUUAGUUUACUGAGCUGUCCAUGGUAAUUAGAUUUUGAGGAUUACAGGGUGCAUGUGUAACAAUUGCAAGUAUCGGGGGGUGAACUUUUAUUUUUGUAUAUACUUGGAUAUAUACCAGAAAUUGCGGUCGUUAA